GAGGAGGUGGGGACAGGGGGCGGGGCUACUUCAGGUCCCGCCCGUGGCGCGGCCUGUGGGCUGCGAGGAGGAGCCUUGCCUAACUUGCAGGCAGCGCAGGGCAGACGGCGGCAGGAGAAGCGGUCGUGGGCAGGAUGAAUGCAGGCUCAGAUCCCGUGGUCAUAGUCUCGGCGGCGCGGACCAUCAUAGGUUCCUUCAAUGGUGCCUUAGCUACUGUUCCUGUCCAGGACCUGGGCGCAACUGUCAUCAAAGAAGUCUUGAAAAGGGCCACUGUGAUUCCAGAAGAUGUGUCUGAGGUCAUCUUUGGACAUGUUUUGGCAGCAGGCUGUGGGCAGAAUCCUGUUAGACAAGCCAGUGUGGGUGCAGGAAUUCCCUACUCUGUGCCAGCAUGGAGCUGCCAGAUGAUCUGUGGGUCAGGCCUAAAAGCUGUGUGCCUUGCAGCCCAGUCAAUAGCGAUAGGAGACUCCAGCAUUGUGGUUGCCGGAGGCAUGGAAAAUAUGAGCAAGGCUCCUCACUUGGCUCACUUGAGAACAGGAGUAAAGAUAGGUGAGAUGCCGCUGACUGACAGUAUACUCUGUGAUGGUCUUACAGAUGCAUUUCACAACUAUCAUAUGGGUAUUACAGCUGAAAAUGUAGCCAAAAAAUGGCAAGUGAGUAGAGAAGAUCAGGACAAGGUUGCAGUUCUGUCUCAGAAUAGGACAGAGAAUGCACAGAAAGCUGGCCAUUUUGACAAAGAGAUUGUACCAGUUUUGGUGUCAUCUAGAAAAGGUCUUAUUGAAGUUAAAACAGAUGAGUUUCCUCGCCAUGGGAGCAACAUAGAAGACAUGUCCAAGCUAAAGCCUUACUUUCUUACUGAUGGAACAGGAACCGUCACCCCAGCCAAUGCUUCAGGAAUAAAUGAUGGUGCUGCAGCUGUGGUUCUUAUGAAGAAGUCAGAAGCUGAUAAACGUGGGCUUACACCUUUAGCACAAAUAGUUUCCUGGUCCCAAGUGGGUGUGGAGCCUUCCAUUAUGGGAAUAGGACCAAUUCCAGCCAUAAAGCAAGCUGUUACAAAAGCAGGUUGGUCACUGGAGGAUGUUGAUGUAUUUGAAAUCAAUGAAGCCUUUGCAGCCCUCUCUGUUGCAAUAGUUAAAGAACUUGGAUUAAACCCACAGAAGGUCAACAUUGAAGGAGGGGCUAUAGCCUUGGGCCACCCUCUUGGAGCAUCUGGCUGUCGAAUUCUUGUGACCCUGUUACACACACUGGAGAGAACAGGCGGAAUUCGUGGUGUUGCGGCCCUGUGCAUUGGGGGUGGGAUGGGAAUAGCAAUGUGUGUUCAGAGAGGAUGAAUUGCUUAAACUUUGAACCACCUCAAUUUCUUUUUAAACUAAUAAAGUACUAGGUUGUUAUAUGUGAAAUCAAAGGACCAAAACACAGAUGGAAACCAUUUCCUAUAUGACAAAAACCCAAGUUUACAGCUUGUUGUACUUUAAUGUGUAAUACUUAAGUCAAGGUACAAGACAAUUGCAUUUAACAUUGUUAUAAAUAAAAGAGACAUCAGAUCAAUCAUUAA
Molecule: messenger RNA, 1552 nt
Organism: Chlorocebus sabaeus (green monkey)
Lineage: Eukaryota; Metazoa; Chordata; Mammalia; Primates; Cercopithecidae
Gene: ACAT2
Product: acetyl-CoA acetyltransferase 2
Molecular function (GO): acyltransferase activity, transferring groups other than amino-acyl groups
Source: RefSeq, a predicted model, not a curated record